Messenger RNA from Colletotrichum phormii, 849 nucleotides. RefSeq lists its product as uncharacterized. The transcript has a single exon. The record is from RefSeq and is a predicted model, not a curated record. The coding region runs from base 1 to 849 and encodes 282 amino acids. NCBI's taxonomy places the organism in Eukaryota, Fungi, Ascomycota, Sordariomycetes, Glomerellales, Glomerellaceae.
AUGGCGAACAAGUCCCCCCCUUCCACCCGCAAGAUCGCGAACGGAAAGUCUAUGCAAAUAUGGCUGGGAUCGCUGAGCAGCAUUCCCGGCCUGAAGUUCGGUGCUGGUCUUGGCGAUGAAGCCUUCUCCGCUGAAGCCAAAACAUCCUUCCUCGAGAUUCUCUGUGCCUGGUGCGGUAAGCACGACGACACAUUGCCAUCCGAGAUGGGUCGCAGGAUCUUCAUUGCUACUCGUGGCACAUCCCUCAUCGCUUUCGCCCUGAUGGUGGCCAACGAGCCGAACUACGUCUUUGGCGGUAAUCUCUGGGAUCAUGCUAUGGAGAAGCUCAUCGGCAUUAGGGGCAAGGCAUUCUGUAACGUUCCCUUCUAUGGCAGAGAGAUUGCUCAGUUCAUGAGUUUUCUUUGCGGCGCUCGUUCGACCUAUCUGAAAGGUCCUUCCUCUGGCAAUCCGACCGAUGUCAAGGAGCUCAAGCACUUUCUACGCGCUCUCGACAGUUUGAGAGAGUUUGUUCGAAAGUACAACCUUUCCGCAGACUUCAAGGCCAAGGGUCUCACUUCUUACAAUCAGCAGACUCCAGUUGCUGGAGCCUCACGAGGCACCACUGCUUCUAAGAAUAACAACACCAACACGGGCUCCGUCCCCAAGAACAACAACACGGGCUCCGCCCCCAAGAACCAGCAGGCCGACGAGAAUCAUCUAUGUCGUGAGGUCAAUAGACUGCGCGCCGAGAACGAGACUUUGCGAUCCAUGCUAGUUAAAUCUAAUGGCGAGAAUGUGUCGCUGCAGUUGGAUCUGGUCAAAUCUAGAUCUCAUGAAGCGGAGCUCAUGAUAGAGCUACAACACAAGUGA